UUAUUAAUCUUUCCUCCCUACUGGAUUCCUUCAGCCCCCUAAUCUCUUCCAUAGCUAAUCACUUGAGCUCCUGUUGCUUUGUCAAUUUCUUUCUGGUAAUUUGGUGCCCAGAAUUGAAUGCCUUAUUCCUGGUGUGGUUGUAUAGAAGGCCUCACACACCUCCUUGUGCCUAAAAUUGCAUUAAGCUUGGUCACUUUAUUUUAUUUUGCAGCUGCAUAGCAAUGCAAGCUACUGGCUAAUUUGAUGCCUACCCUUGUAAAGAAGAGCUUUCAACAUUACUGAUUCCUUGGCUGCUUGUCUCUGUGACAGAUCUGAUUUAGAUUUUCCCUUCUCCACACCCCCACCCCUCCAAUACACUAGCUGCAUUUUUCUAAAUUGACUCUCUUUAAAACUUUCUGCCCAUGUAUCUAAUCUCUACACACACACACAGCCUGUGUUCUCCAUCCCCAGUGGUGUCUGCAGCUCAUUCCCACUUAAUAAUCUAAGAAUGUCAGCUCAGUUUAAUGAGACUUUAUUGGGAUUACAAGUUAUACAAGUGUUGUCAAAGUGUUAAGAAAAAACAGACACCUCAGGUAUCUGUCGGGUGGGCAUAGCCCAUCCAGGAUAGUUACAUGCUGUGUUUGGGGUUUGAUCACCAUGUGGAUAUCAUUAUCUAGAAGAGUUAGUAAGCAAAAUAUUAAUUAAUGAGCAUAUUAAGACAUGUCUUAACACUGGUUUCUCAGUAUCUCCCGGGUGCUACUUUGCUACUUGCCAUAACCAUUUUGUAUAUGGGUUUCCAGCCAGCUUGCAAUUCACAGGAGUUGUUCUAUCUGAGCCGAUUUGAAUUAACUUUCCAAUUGAGAUUUUUGUGAGGCACCGUAUCGAAUGCCUGACUACAAUCCAGAGACUACCCACCUUGUUGCUAGGAUUAUAUACCUCUUGCCUGGCGUGUCAGUAGGUGCCAACAUAAGUCUUCUGUAUCCUGACUCUGAAACAUUCGUGUUGAUAGAACAUUGAUUGUUCCAUGUCACAACUUCAGAACGGUUGGGGAGUAUACCAGGACGGUGUGACGCAUGUUCUGGAUGCCGUCUCAGAGAUGGAGUCGAUGGCAGCAGGAUCACUUCUUCCUGACCCAGCCAAUGAAUUUGAUCGGAACGUUCCACGUAUCUGUGGUGUCUGUGGAGACAAAGCUACUGGCUUUCAUUUCAAUGCCAUGACGUGUGAAGGCUGCAAAGGAUUUUUUAGGAGGAGCAUGAAAAGAAAAGCAAUGUUCACGUGUCCAUUCAACAGCGACUGCAAAAUCACCAAAGAUAACCGGCGACAUUGCCAAGCCUGCCGGCUGAAGCGUUGUGUGGACAUAGGCAUGAUGAAAGAAUUCAUUCUGACAGAUGAGGAGGUCCAGAGGAAGAGAGAGAUGAUAACGAAGCGGAAGGAGGAGGAGGCUCUUAAAGAGAGCAUGAAGCCCAAAUUAUCGGAGGAGCAGCAAAGAGUCAUUGACAUUCUUCUCGAGGCCCAUCGCAAAACUUAUGACCCAACCUACUCUGACUUCACCCAGUUCCGACCUCCGGUGAGAGCCAACUCAAGCAAAAGAAUAACUAGAUCGUCGUCGGUCCUAACGCAUGGCUCCUCAUCAGAAGACUCUUCAGAUACCUUCAGCUGUUCUCCAGAGUCUGUAGAGCACAGAAUGUUUUCCAACAUGGCACUCAAUGAGGACCCUGACAAAAGCCCUCCCAUGGACAUUGACUUCUCGCACCUCUCCAUGCUACCUCACCUGGCUGACCUUGUCAGCUACAGCAUACAGAAAGUGAUUGGCUUUGCAAAAAUGAUCCCAGGGUUCAGGGAUCUGACGGCAGAGGACCAGAUUGCCUUACUGAAGUCCAGCGCCAUUGAAAUCAUUAUGCUUCGUUCAAACCAGUCGUUUUCCUUGGAGGAUAUGGCAUGGUCGUGUGGAGGCAAUGAAUUCAAGUACCAAAUCAAUGACGUUACCCAAGCUGGUCACAGCCUGGAACUGCUAGAACCACUUGUGAAAUUUCAGAUUAGCUUAAAGAAGUUGAACCUUCACGAAGAGGAGCAUGUGCUCCUGAUGGGCAUCUGCAUCCUCUCCCCUGACCGCCCUGGCGUGCAGGACACUUCUCUGGUGGAGUCCCUCCAAGACCGCCUUUCCGAAGUCCUGCAGACCUACAUUCUGUGCAAACACCCUCCCCCGGGCAACCGCUUACUCUAUGCCAAGAUGAUCCAGAAGCUGGCAGACCUGCGGAGCCUGAAUGAGGAGCAUUCCAAACAGUACCGCUGCCUUUCCUUCAAGCCAGAGCACAGCAUGCAGCUCACCCCGCUGGUCCUUGAGGUUUUUGGCAAUGAAAUCUCCUGACUUCAGACGCAGGACAGCACACCCAGAAAUAACGGGAUAAGUCAGUCCCGGUGAGCGGAAGGGUGUGACCCUUAACCAGGGUUUGUAUAUAGACACCGUUUAGUUUCACACUACUGGAGAGGACUGUGUUUUCUGCACAUCUUCAGUCACCUGGUUUGGCUUGCUGCAGAGCGGCAGCCAAUCCAGCUAAGCUGCUUUUUUCCCCCAGCGAGUGGCUUUUCCGCUUGCCUUUCUUCUGUAACCAGCUCACAUGGCUGUUUCAAGGCUGCCUUCAGAUUGGGGCCUUCUUGAAACCACCACUUUUUUUGGGCUUGUUUUACAAAGUAAAAACUGAAAUGUCAGGCCACUAGUCGGGAGGAAAUGACUGAGAUUUCAUGUGUGAGCAUAGAAUUCAGGGCUUCAAUGAACCCCUAAUGCUGGAUGUGGAGGGAGAACAGUUCUCUAGUUACUCCUAUCCCUGCCUAAAGCCUGCUGCCCAAGUGCAGUUGGCGCACAAUUGCUGGCUCAUUCCACCCCAGAGCCGGCUGAAUGAUCCCAGCAUAUGCCCCCACCCCCUCCACAACUGGCUGCAAAGUAUAGAAAUAUCUUAGUCUGCAGAUAAAUAGGAAAAUGCACUUAGAGAACAAUUCCUGUUUCUCUGAAAGAAAUCUCCAUUUGCCCGCCGUGUAGAAGCUGAAGAUCUCAGAAGCAAUGGCACAUUGUUGUUUGUGUCCCCCUGUUAAUGUGACAGGAAUGAAUGGAUAUUUGUAAGGUUUCUAGUCUCUCGGGUGCUCUGAGAGGUGUAGCCAGACUGGAAGUGGUCUCUGUGAUAGAGUGAAGACUGUCUCUUGGGCUCCCAGGAUGGAUAGCUAAAAGCAUGAGAAUCCAUGCUAAUCAACACGCUGUACCAUUUUUGUUUCAAUGUUGAUAUUUCCAACUGGCGAGGUGAAACAUCAGAUAAUCACUUAGGAACAAAAGAUCCCUUUCAGCCUGUGGGGUGGUUUCCAGGCCUUGGAGUCUGCUGGACAGUUAUCAAAUAGCUUCUUAACAGAUUACUUGCCAAGCCUGUUAAAUAUGCAACAUCUUGGAAAAACUCAGUAAGAAUUAAGUGGGGAAGGAUUAAUCUCACAUCUUCCUGCCCUGAAAUGUCCUGUUUGCAGCAAGAUUUCAGUCUUUACGAGAGGAGUCCUGGUUUCUUAGAACUAAGAAAUAAGGCAGGGGCAAAGCAGCUAUAAGCUGUGCAUAGCAUUGCAUCACAGUCAAUUAAGGCCUGAGAUGAGCCCAGUCUUUCAUCCUGAGUUCUCCAGAGUUUUCCUGUGCUAUGUAUGAGUCCUGCUCUCAAUGCACUACGGGACACAGACUCCUUGUCCCUUGUGCUAGGCCCUGUACAAGCAUAGGAAAUGAUAGGGGCUAGCGAUCGCAUCCAUGUUGGAGAGAAGCAGGUAUCCACUCCGGGGCCUCCAAUAACGGCAGGUCAAGCAGUGUUAAGAGGACAGGAAAGAUUGCAGAAAAAUCUGCCAGCCAAGGAAAACCAAACGACGCAAGAGCAAAGAAAAUCCCUCUAGUUCAGUCCCUCGUGUGUCAGUUGUUGGGUGCGCAGAGGACGUUUGGGAUCAGGUUCUGUUUUGUGUACUAGGAAAAUUACUUUCCAUCUGCUAAUGUGCUGCUGCCUUUGUAAACAAGUUGCUCAUUUUCCUAAUGCUAAAGAAUCAGAGUUGCGCUUUGAAGCUCUGUGUUCGUGCUCCUCUGUUGGGUGGCUACAGCAUGGCAAUGGUGUUGCUUUCUCUGUCUUUUGCACUAAUGUGGGAAGGUUUGUGUUGCACUUUGGUUGACCCUAUACAGUUCUCAGGAAGUUGCCAGUUUCCUUUUUUUUAAAAAGAGAUAUUUCAUAAUCCUAGAAGAAACUCAGCCUGCAGUACUCACUAACUGGUGACUUCAGAGAGCAGGGAUGCCACAAAUAUAUUCUUAUGGGUUAUGUGAAAUCAGGGUAUUUCUCUUGUUUAAAUUAUGCUCUUGCUCUGAUUCCUGUGUAUUGACUUACGCCUGAAUUGCCAACUGUCUCCGCUGUGCUCACUGUCCCACGGCUCUGCAAGAGGGAGCCCUAAAUAAUGAUGUUUAAUAAAAUGACUUGAUUAAAUAUAAAUAGGAAAACCUCAUUAGUGAGUAAACUUUCCAGAAAGCUGAAGUUGAGAUUGGCAGAGAGACCCGGGAUGUCAUCUACUUUUUAGGCAUCUCAGUAUUUGAAUGUCAUUUAUAAGUGCAUCGUUCAAGUGCAUGUCUGUACAGCACAGGGUAUGUUGGGACACAGCACCAUGAAAUGCAGAUGUUUAAGCCUCUGUAUAGAAUCUUCAAAGGGAAGCCAAAAUAAUUCCUCCCAUCAGGGUAGAAAAAGGCUGUAGGAAUGAUAAGUAAAUCCCUGAAGAUAUUGUGGUAAAUAAGAAACCCUGGGACUGCUUUGCUUUUAUCUUUGAUUGCUUUGCUUUUAUCUUGUGUCCGCUGGGUGUCGCUAACACAGCAUGAAUGAAAGCAGCUCCUUUGCAAGAGUUAAGUGCCUUGAGCUUAGGUACAGCACAGUUAACCUUUUCCCUGUCUGCCUUCCUGAGUCUUGCCAGUCUGAAAUAUCGCUCACUCAGAUCCAAGGAACUGAUCUCCUCCGUGGUCUCUGCACCUGUUUGAGAAGCCGUGGGAUGGCAGUUCCCCCUCCGUGGAGAAAAUCACUGUGUUCUUUAAAACCGUUGUCACCUUCGCUUGAAAUCAGUGCCUUAAAUAUAGAUGUCUUGUUGCUGUAUCGAAGAUCUCUGUACGCUUGUGUGGUGGGGCUUUUAACAUCACUUGAUUCUCCCUUUGUUUGAUUCCACGGUAUGUGUGUAACCCCCCUUGUGUUUGUGUCCUGCAAGGUGCCCAGUUCUGCUCCUCAGUCCUGUCCCGCCCCCUCCAACCCUGGCUGUCUCCUUGGGCCUGCUCACUCUGUGUGUCUGGAGAAAAUCCAGCCCCCGGGAGAACUUGCUCUUUGCUGCCUCAGCUCUGUUCUCUGCCUUGUCAAAUGACUCUACUUCUCCUUCAGUGUGUCUUGCCUCAGCCCUGCUAGUUUUCUUCUAAGGCAAAAUUAGCACUGUUCACCCCGCACCCCGUGGGCCAGUCGUCCCUUUUCUUCCCCCACUUUCAAGCUUCUCCUUUAAUCCUGUCUCUGACUCCGAGCUGGCUGGAAAAUUGGUGGCGGGGGUACUGACGUUUUUUAUUUUUUUAAAAAUAGUUUAAAUUUCCCCAUGGAAAAUUUUGACUCUUCCUCAAAAAUCCAAAAAAGUGUUUGACUGACAACGGAAGAGUUGAAAUUUCCCCCAGGAUGCAAACGUGAAAUUUCAAAGUCAGAAAUACAAUUUUAUUUGGAAAAACUGCUUCAGAAAACUCUCAAUCAGCCAUUCCCUGAUUGCAAGCCCCCGCCUCCUCUCACUUUGGCUUGCUCCUUCUGUGCCUAUCCUUUUGGCAACCAAAUGAUAUGGCAAUCUCCUGUUCUGGAGGGGAAUUAAAAACCUUCUCUUCACCAGCCACUGGACAGGGAUGGUGCCAGAUGGGAUGGAAGACUACUCAAUAUCCCGCUGCCAAGACAACUGCCCCUUUCACAAAUUCCUUCACUGGCUUCCUCCCAAGGUCCUCAUCCUCCCGUUCCGAUCUCGGCACAGCCUCAUGCUUAAAUCUCCUCCCCUAUUUUGCCUUUAACCUGCCCAUAUGCCCCCUCCAAGCUUCCUCUGGCCCUGCCAUUCCAUCUUUCCCUCGCUGUUGGCAUUGUGCCUUGUUGUCCUACUGCAGCAUAGAUCAGCCCACCCAGUCAAUGCUUUCUCCUCAUCUCCUCAAACCCAGUUGUUGUGGGAAGUGUUCCAGCUGUAGCUACCUCACCCCGCUUGGAGUUUACCCUGUAUUGUACCCAUUUGUGCCUUUAGACUGUUAGCUGUUCAGGGCAGGGACUCUUGCUGUUGCAUUUGACCCAUAGUACAGUACCAUGUUUACCUAGAGCACUAUAAAUGAUUGGAGACCUCUGGGUGUAUGUAUUUGUUCCACUCGCUCACCUGCGAAGCAGGUGUCACUAGAGAAAAUCUUUGACUGAUGGGAGCUUUCUCUCCGUAAAGGAGCCUUUAUCGAAGAGGGAGGCUUUCCAGUAAUAUAGCACCACAGUGCUCUAGCAAUCCUAACCCGUCCUUAGGGAGAACCAAUGGGCACAAACGCUGCACCAGUCGGAGAAGUUCCCUUCGGUUAGACUUGGAGCGGUUCUGUUUCAGUGUCUCUAAUGUGGAUGUCGAUUGGAAAGGGGAGCUGGGUGGAGAAUGGAAGAAAAAAAUCCUGGCUAUUGCUUUGAAACUCCUCAGGUUUUCAAAACUAUUGAAGAAUUAGGCUUUUGUAAACAUUUCUUUUUUCUAACCCAGAAAAUGAUAACAUGGAAGAAUGUCCAAUAUCUUGCUAAAAAUUCUCUGAAUCUUUUUACUGACAAAUUUUUGUUGUUUGGAAAAGAUUUUUUUGACCCCCAAAAACCCACUUCUGUUCAAAAAGGUUUUGGGGUAUUUUGGGGGGCUGGCUGUAAUUGAAACUGUUUUGAAAAUGCGCAAGCCCCCUUUGCGUUCUCCUUCAGCCAAAGCUCAAUAUACCCUACAACUUGCAAGUAAAAUAGAAUGUCAGAGCUUAAAUUUGAAAAAACAAAUAAAAAGCCUUGCACCUCAUGACUAAGUCUUUUCAGCAGCUCCAGCUGUAUUUUACCCAAAUAGCUCCAGCUUUGCAUCAUCGGUCGCCCGGGCAUUGCUGUGCUGGGAAAUGGCAGCUACUGCCCAACGGGUGCAUGCUGAAUAUCUCCCUUAGUGUCUUGCUGUUCUAGACUGUUUGCUAGACCUCACAUUUUCUUUCCUAAAACCAUUGCACACACCAGUGAAGAACCACCACUGGGAAAAACUAGCACUAAAGUCAAUGCUUGACUGGAGAAACUUAACAUAUAGCCAACCAGGUGAAAAUAGGGAGGUCUGAUUUUAAUAUCCUAUAAAUGGCUUAGUUAAAAGAAAACAUUUCUUUACGGUGGUGGGGAAAGGUGGUUGUUCUUUUUAACAUUGAUCCUGUUAACAAAAAUGUAAGUUAUAGAUCUGCAGAAUGAUUGCGCCAAAUUUUGUUGAGUAAUUUAGUGUCAGAAUGUAAAUAACUAUUUAAUAUAGUGGAAAUGUUUUAUUGUAAAUUGGAUUUUAAAUAAAGUGUUUAAAUCAUUCAAAGCUGCUCUUUUGAACUGAUAGAAGCACGAUUUUUUUCCAUUUGUGCGUGUAAAACAAGUGUGUACAGUACUUAAGUGAAAUUUCUGAAUGUGAAACACAGCUCUCUGUUUUGUUGCCUUGUAUAAUAUAAAUUGUAAGGCAAUGCACUUUAUAAAUAAAGAUUUAAAAGAAAUCUAUUUUAAUUAUAGUGAUGAAGAAUAGAGGCAGCCGCUGUCUCUCCCUCUGUCCCUCCCCCCUUCUGUAUGCCUUGAGCUUUUCCUAAUGGGCAAAAAAAGAGAAGCUGGAAUACAUGUGUAUUGAUGUGAACCCAACUUCAGAGCUUUAAUGCUAUGACAAAGGAAGUUGGAUGCUGUUUCAUAUUUGUAAUAUGCUGUUGCCUUAUCAAUAAAACGUAUGGCGUUGUGAAAAGCUCA
Messenger RNA from Mauremys mutica (yellowpond turtle), 7982 nucleotides. RefSeq names its product vitamin D receptor (gene VDR). The transcript has 11 exons. The record is from RefSeq and is a predicted model, not a curated record. Gene Ontology annotation, molecular function: vitamin D response element binding; nuclear receptor activity; zinc ion binding. Gene Ontology annotation, cellular component: nucleus. Bases 1004 to 2347 code for a protein of 447 amino acids. Gene Ontology annotation, biological process: multicellular organism development; positive regulation of transcription by RNA polymerase II; cell differentiation. NCBI's taxonomy places the organism in Eukaryota, Metazoa, Chordata, Testudines, Geoemydidae.